Messenger RNA from Lolium perenne, 1365 nucleotides. The record is from RefSeq and is a predicted model, not a curated record. Lineage: Eukaryota; Viridiplantae; Streptophyta; Magnoliopsida; Poales; Poaceae.
AUGGCCUCGUCUCCACCGCGACCAUCGCCGUCGGCUUCGUCUCCGCCGCGGCCCCCGCCGCCGUGGGAUUCCUCACCAACACCUGGCUGGCCGCAGCCGCGUCUUCUUCUUCACCACAACGUCCCCAGCCGCUCCCGGGGGCUCGGCCUCGCCGGAGCCAUCACAUACGUGCUGGCCACGGUCACGGCGUCGCCCUCCAGAGUCCGGGCUAAGCUCGCCGCUCCGAGCGCCUGCAGCAACAGCCGCGCAGCAGCGCAUGGCCAAAGGCAGGAGCUCCUCGCGUGCAUACGAGCAGCAGCGAUGCAAGCUAAGCGCACCAGCCAGCUGUGCAGACGCGCGCGCGGGCAAACAGCGCGAAGCAUAAUAUCUCCCAUGCGCCCUGGGCGAAUCCUCCUCGUCCGCCCUGCGCCCAUGCGGCGCCCACGUCCUCCGCCGGCGACGUCCACCGUCAGCUGCGCCGUCCUGCGAGGGAAGCAGCACGCAGCAAAUGCAGCGCUAGAAGCAGCAAACAGCAGGCACGCAUGCGCAUGCACCAGCUGGCCAAACCAAACAGCAACACCACAGCGCAGUGGCACACAGCAGCAGCAGCAACCUGCGCACCUCCACCCGCGCCCAGCUCAGUCGCGACGCGCUGCUCCACCUCGGGCUCCUGCUGCACCGCCCGUACCUCCGGCUGCUGCAGUGCCAGCCGCUGCACCGCUCCUGCUGUGCGCCCUGCGCGUCCUCCGACACGCGCCGGCUUCGACCGCCGCUGUCCACUGCGCCCCGCUGGCUCCGUGCCCAGGCCGGCUUCAUCCGCGGCCGGCUCCGUGCCACACGCGCCCGUUCCGUCCGCGCUCAACUACGCCGCGCCCCGCACGUCACCGCCACGGCCUCCAUCCGCCCACGCGCGCCCAAGAACCUCCGUCGGCUUCAUCAUGCCACCUCGCCCGGGCUAGCUCCCGCUGCACCACCGGCUUCAGCUGCGACGCGCCAUCUCCGGCUACGCCACCGCGGCGUCUUCUCCGGCCGCCGCCUCCAACAGCUCCGGCUGCGCUGCCACGGCCAACUCGGUCGCCCGACCUCGACCGCAUGCGCGUCGCAACUACCGGCUGCACCGCGCGCUCUCCUCUGGCAUCCGCGCGAAACCCAGGCCGGCUUCGACGCCUCGCCGUGGCCAACGCACCUGCUCCCUCGCCAUCGUCCGGCUCAUCACCCAUGCCUGGUCCAGCUCCGGCUUGCCAUUUCCUCCGGCUGCUGCGCACUCGCGCCCGCCGCCCGCCGCGACCAUCUCCGGCCGCCGCGCCCAGCCGCGCCUCCGGCUGCGCCCCCACGACCAACUCCGGCUGCGCGUCGCCUCCACCAGGCCGGCUGCCGCGCCGCUAG